Funneliformis caledonium is the source of this 445-nucleotide messenger RNA. NCBI's taxonomy places the organism in Eukaryota, Fungi, Glomeromycota, Glomeromycetes, Glomerales, Glomeraceae. The record is from the annotation of a GenBank genome assembly.
CCGGCGAUUUGUUAAAUUUAACAGGAGCAAUCUUGCAACACUUGCUUAGACAUAUAAUAAUACUUGGCGUCUAUUACACAGUAACGGACACUGUAUUGAUUUUUCAAAUUUACUAUUACCGCAAAUUCAACAAAUCCGAUGAAGAACUACCCCUUUUACAAACGCAACCAAAUAAAAAUAAAAAUAAAAAUGAUAAAAAUUCUACUCAAUUGCAAUUUAUUAUAGUAAUUCCCAUUUUAUUAUUAUGUGUAUUAACUGGAGUAGUCGCCUUUUCCAAUAGACAAGAAGUUAAAAAAGAUCAUUCUUUAUGGAUCCGUAAAGAACAAAUGGAAUUGUUACCACAGAUGUUUGGAUGGAUUAGCGCAUUUCUUUAUCUCGGUUCUCGAAUUCCACAAAUUCUCCAAAAUUAUAAGAGUAAAUCCACUGAAGGCUUAUCAUUGGCCAU